This is a messenger RNA of Dictyostelium discoideum AX4, 525 nucleotides long. RefSeq lists its product as hypothetical. Lineage: Eukaryota; Evosea; Eumycetozoa; Dictyosteliales; Dictyosteliaceae. The coding region runs from base 1 to 525 and encodes 174 amino acids. Gene Ontology annotation, biological process: negative regulation of autophagy; asexual reproduction; cell differentiation. The transcript is spliced from 3 exons. Gene Ontology annotation, cellular component: cytoplasm. The record is from RefSeq and is a predicted model, not a curated record.
AUGAGAGUUUUCAAAGAUAUUGUUGGUUAUUCACAUGAUGAAUUAUGCUCAGAUGCCUACCCAAUGACUGAAAUCAACAAUGGUUUAAUCUAUGAAGUCCAAGCUAAAAUGGUCACCAUUGAUUUAGAUGUUAAAGUUAACACUGGUGCCAACGCUGCUUCUGAAGAAACCGAAGAAGAUGAAGGUGUUGAUAAUGCUGGUAGCAAACAAGUUAUCAACGUUGUUGAUGCUAUGAGACUUGUUGAAACCUCAUUCGAUAAAAAAUCCUACACUGGUUACAUUAAAGCUUACAUGAAGGAAGUUCUUGCCAAACUCGCUGACAAUAACCCAAGCCGUGUUGACGCCUUCAAAAAGGAUGCCGCUGAUUUUGUCAAAUCAGUUCUCGGUAAAUUCGACGAAUACAAAUUCUACACUGGUGAAAAUAUGGAUGCUGAUGGUCAUGUCGCUUUAAUGUACUACAAACCAGGUGAAGUUGAUCCAAUCUUUUUAUACUUCAAAGACGGUUUAGAAUCAGUUAAAUAUUAA